CCCUCUGGGAUGUUUUUUUUACGCCCUCUGCAAGGUUCCUCUGAUUCCUCCUCUCACUCGACCCACCUCUUUCUCUACAAGUCCUCUUAUCCCUCUCCCCCCUCUCUCUCUCCGUCCCUUUAUCCCUCUCCCCCCUCUCUCUCUCUCCGUCAUCUUAUCCCUCUCCCCUCUCUUGUCUCUCUCAUUGGAAGCCUGCGUUGUUCUUCUGCCUGAGACCACGAUGCAGGGUGGCGAAGAACUGAGCAUUGAUGAACUUGCUUCUAAUCUCUCAACCUACAAGGACCAGCUUCACCAGGUGAGGAAGCUUUUGGAAGAUGAUCCAAACAACUCUGAAUACAAGGAUAUGGAAAAGGAGCUUGAAGAGGGGCUGCGUAAUGCCAAGGGGAAUUUGAUGGAUAUAUAUUUAUUUUGAGUUAAAGGUGCUAUGUCUACUGAUGGCCUUCCUGCCCCUAUUUCAGGUUAUUGUGCUGACAGAAGAACUCUUGGUGACAGCAAGACAAGCAGAGGCCACUGGCUCAGGUAGUGAAAUAGAUGUGGAUGCCAAUCUUGAUAGGCACAAGUCAGAUGGUAUCUCAUCUUUAAACAUGGAGUCGAGUGAAAUUUCUGAGGAAAGGCUCCCUAUUGGCACCAAGAUUCAAGCGAUCUGGAGUGAUGAUGGGGAAUGGUAUGAUGCGACUAUUGAGGCUAUUACUCCAAUAGGUUACUUUGUAUCCUAUGAUGAAUGGGGGAACAAGGAAGAGGUGGACCCCGGAAGCAUAAGGCCAAGACCAGAGGGUACUGUUAAUGCUUUAUUGGAAGCUGAACGAGAAGCAGAAGCAACCAAGCAAGCAAUUAAGCGAAAGAUUGCUCAAGCAGCUGCAGCUGGCACAGAUGCCUUUUCUCGAACUUUACCCCCAAAACUUCGGAUUGAACCAGAUGAUCCUGAAGAUGUAAAAGCUGCUAAGCGUAAGAAGAUACAUGCUUUCAAGUCAAAAGUUCGCUUCGAGCAAUUGGAAGUUACACAGAACAAGCGGCAGAAUGCUUGGCAACAGUUCCAAACCACCAAGGGUAAGAGCAAGAAGAUUGGUUUCUUUUCGGGGCGAAAGAGGGAGAGCAUAUUCAAGUCUCCUGAAGAUCCAAAGGGCAAAGUGGGGGUCACAGGUAGUGGGAAGGGUCUCACCGAGUUUCAGAAGAGAGAGAAACACUUGCAUUUGAAGGGUGGGGUUAGCGAAGCUGAUGAUUAGAUCCAUACAUUUGAAACUCUCUUUGCUGUGUGAAAAUGAAGUAGAAAAUGCUGCUUUUUGGAAGCCACAGUGGGUGUUUACUUGCUGAAUAUGAGAGAGUGAGAGUGAGAGUGAGAGUGAGAGUGAGAGUGAGAGUGAGAGAGAGAGAGAGAGAGAGAGAGAGAGAGAAACUGGGUGAUUCCGGUUGAUACAAAUUUUCUCACACUUGCAGCAUCUUUAUCCUUUUAGGAGGAAGAAUUCCCAAGCAUAUUAACUUGAGAUUUCCUUUCUUAAAAGCUUACUGUAUACAGGCCAUAUAGUUUAGAAUUUCGAUGAAAUUACUCUUCUAUCCCUGUUUUACAGAGAAUUUGGGUACAGUUUAUGCUACACAGAUUGCCCAUCUGCUGUCCACCCCCAUCAAUGAACGGGGAAGAGGAGGCAAAGUUACACCUUAUUAAGACUGCCAAUGGCAACAGCAGCUCAUCUUUGCCAUCCGUUGGACGAGGAUAGGUGUGAGCAGCCGAUCAUUGUAUAUACAAUGCACACAAAAACUGGCACUUGAGGGUAAAAUAUGAAAUAUAGGGGGCCGAUUUUAAAUUUUGAUAAUAAAAUGAGAUUUUUCU
Amborella trichopoda is the source of this 1825-nucleotide messenger RNA. NCBI's taxonomy places the organism in Eukaryota, Viridiplantae, Streptophyta, Magnoliopsida, Amborellales, Amborellaceae. The record is from RefSeq and is a predicted model, not a curated record.